GCUCAGCCCGUCUGUCACUGGUCGCAGGACUUUAUCCCCGAGGGCUUGGACAUCUCUGCCACAGGAUGCAGUACCGUAAAGGCGAGGAUGACCAGGAUUUGUGCCACGACGACUCCGUCUGCGUCUGCCACGACAGCCCCGUGAGCGUCACGGACCUGUCCCCCUGCCACGACCCCGGCAGCCUCAGCCGCGACGUUGAGGGGUCCUGCCAGAGCGUGCCGCAAGCCUGCCAGCUGCCGGAGCCCUGCCCGCCCCAGAACUGCUGCCCGCCACAGCAACGCUGCAGUUUUGGCAAACCCCGUCGGCGGGUGGAGCUGAGCCCCAUACAGCCCUUCCGCCCCCCAGUUAAAAUCCAACGCCGGCCUCUGCAGCAGUAUCGGCCGCCGCUGCAGAGCGAGGAGCCAGGGAGCUGUGGCAAGCCCCGCAGGAGAGUGGAGCAGUGCCCCGUGCAAGAGCCCUGCUCGCCCGUCCCGCUGCGUCCCCGGCCGCUGCAGCGCCGCUGCCCCUGCGUCCCGUGCUGCUGCCCACCCAUCCAGCGCUGCUGCCCACCCAUCCAGCGCUGCUGCCCCCCGGCUGUGCAGCAUCCCGGCCAGCACCAGCACAAACAGGUCCCUCUCUUGCCCCCCUGCCUGCAGAAGAAAUGA
Oxyura jamaicensis (ruddy duck) is the source of this 644-nucleotide messenger RNA. Its product is annotated as putative small proline-rich protein 5. The record is from RefSeq and is a predicted model, not a curated record. Bases 66 to 644 code for a protein of 192 amino acids. NCBI's taxonomy places the organism in Eukaryota, Metazoa, Chordata, Aves, Anseriformes, Anatidae. The transcript is spliced from 2 exons.